This is a messenger RNA of Podospora pseudocomata, 1014 nucleotides long. RefSeq lists its product as uncharacterized. The record is from RefSeq and is a predicted model, not a curated record. NCBI's taxonomy places the organism in Eukaryota, Fungi, Ascomycota, Sordariomycetes, Sordariales, Podosporaceae. The transcript is spliced from 3 exons. The coding region runs from base 1 to 1014 and encodes 337 amino acids.
AUGGGACAUCAACUGGAAUCUUUUCUGGGCUCUCCAGCGUGCCAACCGUGUACUAUCAGCUUUGGUGGCACUGUGCCUGGGUCAGGGGUGGGCUCUUUAACUGCAACCCCAUCAUCUGGAUUACCUCUCGCCUACUGGGACGACACCCCCUAUCAACACGCUUUCGACCCUCACACCUACUGCGUUGCCGACAACAUCGGCCCCAUAUCCUACUGGAAAUACUACAGUCCCGUCUGCGAUCCCCGGCACGAGCGGUGCGCAAACAAGUACGGUAUCCGAAGGCAUCUCUUCUUUGACAGGAAGUCUUUCGCCGUCUGUUCCUUUUCCAUUGUCAAACUCCAGCUCAUCAAGCUAUUACUUUCCUACGGGCACUGGUUCUUCUGGAGCAUCAUUGCCACCAACCUCUUUAUCUUCUCUGUCCUCAACUUCAUCUGGUAUUCCAGGAACAAGCGCUCCAUCUGUCUCGAGCCCCAACGGCACCUCACUAACAUCAAGUGCGCCGUACCCAACCGGGAACUUCACCACGACGCCAAAACCAACAGGGACAAUCCCAGGCACAGGGAGCUCUGGUCUACCAUCAAGUCUUUCAACAUCAACCCCGAGCUCUCUUUCUUAUCCAUUUGCAAAUUCUACCACCAUUGUCGGUCCUUCGGGAACAAACCCGAUACCCGGGACCGAGAGUUCACUGACUGUGCUGUCACCUGGAACAUCAAGUGGAACAGCACCAGCCGUGUCGACUGGAAGCGGAACGGCGUCAUAUCCUUGGAGCAAUUCGACUGGAGUAACAAGCGGACCAUCAGGAACAGGCUCAACGUCUGGCACCGCAAGCGAGACUUACAUUCCGUUGACGAAUAUCACAGCCUCAAUCUCGGGGACAGAAAUUGUCACAACUGCAUCAUCGAGCGGAACUGCACCGUCCGGUCUUGCAUCUUCAGCCAUUGGCACCUCGUCUGUGCCAUAUCCGCUGACAAACACAUCUGCUUCGUCCCUGGGCCCAAGCUCGCCUGGGACUAG